GGCUGCACAAGUAAUAAUUAUGGCGGCUCAAAGUUUUGGAUAUAAUUUUAAAGGAAAGAAAGCUCUAGUGACAGGAGCAGGGAAAGGCAUAGGAAGAGCUACAGCAAAAGCAUUGGUGGAGUGUGGAGCUGAUGUUGUAGCUUUGAGCAGAACAGAAUCUGAUCUAAAGACACUAAAAACUGAGUGUCCUGGGAUUACUACUGUCUGUGUUGAUGUGGCUGAUUUACAAGCAACAAGGGAAAAGCUAUGGUCAAUCACUCCUAUUGAUCUACUGGUCAACAAUGCAGGAGUGACAUCUUUGCAAAGCUUUCUUGAAGUCACUCCAGAAGAAUAUGAAAAAGUAAUGAAUGUAAAUCACAAAGCAGUGCUAUUCUUGUCACAGUAUGUUGCUAAAUGGAUGAUUGACAGAGGUAAAGGUGGUGCCAUUGUUAAUGUAUCCAGUAUGGCAUCAAAGGUUGCAUUGAAGGACCACACCUCUUACUGCUCAUCUAAAGCAGCCCUUGAUAUGCUUACUAAAGUGAUGGGGGUUGAAUUAGGACCACACAAUAUUAGAGUGAAUGCUGUUAAUCCUACUGUUGUGUACACCGAGAUGGGUAGGAAGGCUUGGUCUAAUCCUCAGAAAGCAACACCAGUUUUACAAAGAAUACCAACUGGAAGAUUUGCAGAAGAGGAAGAUGUGGUAAAGGCUAUACUGUUCUUACUGAGUGACUCCAGUUCAAUGAUCAAUUGUGAGACAUUGCUCAUAGAUGGAGGAUUUUGUGCCAACUAGAUAUAAUUUCUCUUUAUAAUGCUAAAGUUUAGUAAUGCAAAAAAAUUAA
This is a messenger RNA of Amphimedon queenslandica, 818 nucleotides long. RefSeq names its product L-xylulose reductase-like. NCBI's taxonomy places the organism in Eukaryota, Metazoa, Porifera, Demospongiae, Haplosclerida, Niphatidae. Bases 20 to 769 code for a protein of 249 amino acids. Gene Ontology annotation, biological process: glucose metabolic process; xylulose metabolic process. The record is from RefSeq and is a predicted model, not a curated record. Gene Ontology annotation, molecular function: carbonyl reductase (NADPH) activity; L-xylulose reductase (NADPH) activity. The transcript has 8 exons.